This is a messenger RNA of Bombyx mori (domestic silkworm), 2680 nucleotides long. RefSeq lists its product as uncharacterized. Lineage: Eukaryota; Metazoa; Arthropoda; Insecta; Lepidoptera; Bombycidae. The record is from RefSeq and is a predicted model, not a curated record. The transcript is spliced from 21 exons. The coding region runs from base 146 to 2611 and encodes 821 amino acids.
UUUUGCUUUUGUACUUUUUAAGCAUCGAAUACAUUCCAAUCUUGAAGUAAAAUAUUAUUGAUUUUACAAAAUGAAACUGUAUAUUAGUUCUGAUUUAAUUAUUUAUUAAUACGAACAGAAUCGUUUUUUGAUUAUAAUUUGGAGGAUGGAUACGUGUGUCAGAGGUUUCUCAUUCAUGCCUGAAGAUAACGCAGCCAACGAGUUAAAGUACAUUGAAGGCGAAGAGUUAGAAAGAACCUGGAAGUCUACCAGAAGGUUACGAGUAAAGAAAAGAGAAGAAAAAAUAUGGGAUGAAUUCGUCAAAGAACAAGAUAUCGUGCAUUCUGUGUGUGAAGAUGAUCCAUAUCAAUUCUUAGAAGAACUUCCCGAAGAAUGCUUGAAAGAACUCAUGAAAUCUGAACUGCAGAAGAUGAAGAACGAACAACUUCUUGAGGAGCUGGAGGCCUUUCAAUCUGAUGAUGCACAACAAUACAUGGUAGAAGAUGACGUGCACGCUCCACAACACGUAGAAGAAGUUCACCAUAUCAGUUACAAUGAAGAUGACGAGGGAGACGAUGGAGUGUUUCAUAUUUUCGAUUCAGAAAAGGACGAAGUUUCAGGUCAAGAAGACAAUCAAAUUGAUUCCACGGGCAGUCCGUGCACAGUCCGCGAGAAUAAAGACGACGCGCAGUCGUCGACGGACUCUCCGGAACUUCGGUUAUCCGGGAGAAAAGAGAAACCGGCCGAGAAUGUGGCCCACGUGAUUGAGAGCAGCAUCUACUGCGCCAAAGUUAAAAAUUUAAGGACGAAAUUAUGUGAAGAACUCUCAUCUAUAGUAACCACGCUGGAGAACCAAGAUCUAUCAUCGAUUGAGGGUAACGAGUUGACCAGAAUGUGCAAGAGAUCCAAUGAAUUCUGCAUACGAUUCAACAGAAUACAUAUGUACCAGUUGCAGAGGCAGCUCCAAGACUUGAAACGUCACACGAAAAAUGCUCUGCCGUUUGCCAAACACACCCAGUUCCAGUCAUUGAUGGUGAGGGUGGUGUCCCUGCAUCAGAACAUGCUUCAGGCUUACCAGGUCUUCAACAAGUCAAUAGAGCAGACGGCUUGUCUACGUGAGAGUUCAAAUGCGCUCGCAGCGCUCAUCCAAGCGACUAGACAAGCUUCUGACCUUUGCAAAAGUGCACCAGCGCCCAAAGACUUCGCCGCCGUUACUGACCUCUAUAAUGACGAACUACUGGUGUCGUGCCAGGAGCUAGAAGCAUCGAUGCAUGUUUACAAUUCAAAGGUCACGGAAUACAUGCAGGACAACGAUACUAACAGUAUAGCCACCUCAAGGAAGUCUAACAGAAAAUGUUUCGGGAAGAAAUCAGGUGUGAGAACUUGGUCGAAAUCUGGUCCCAGAUCGGGUACAGAGGAAAGAUUAUCCAUGUACUCUUUAGAUAAUAUUCGUCACAAUUUAAACGCUAAGUCUUCUAGUUCAAGAGAAAAUCAGUCCAGAGGUACAUCCAAAGUGCACAUAUCCAGUAAUAAUGUUGAUGGAAAAGAGACUAAUCAUAAAAGUGAAGGUGCAAACAAGACGAACAGGAAAUCUCCCAGAUUCCGCCGUCCGCUAAUGCGAGAUCCUCAUCAGGGGAGGCCUCGUAGUCAUAAACACCAGAAGGAUACAGAUAUCCAAACCAUGGUCGAAGCUGUUGAACCGUGUGCUUCAAGUCACAUCAGUCGCGAGGCGAGUCCCCAGACAACUCCUCAGGGUAGAAGCAACGAGACAACGCCUAGACUGAAGGAGCGCACGUGUCGAAACCCAAGCAAAGAUCAGCAGAGAAAAUCUCAACCCUCUACUCCUCGUUCGAAGAUUCUUCCACAAAGCCCUCAACUCAAGGACAACAGUGGAAUCCGAAAAGCCGUUAAUUCAAAUUCCAAAACAGCCCGGAAUUCUACACAAACGCAAGAGACUGCAAGCAAUGAAAUUGAAAAUAUUCCGAGACUUAAUUUGAAAAGUGGACGUGAUUUAGAUAAGGAUGAUGGAAAUGAUACAGCAGGGAUUGAUGACAAAUCUCCUAAAGUGAAGACUGGAGAAGAGAUUAGAAAAAACGGAGCUGGUGAAGAUCUGAUUUUGAAAGAGCAAAGAGCUAAAGGAGGAAAUAAGGUACCAAACUCGAUACCCACAGGUUGUGAAGUAACACGUCUCUUAAAGCAGCUGUGCAGUGGAGACAAGGCUGGAGGGAGACACGAACGCGUCAGUGGAACUAAAAACGCUCAGCUGGUCUGCGUAAGCGGCGGGAGUCCACGUCAGCCCAACACCCCUCAAUUAUUGAAGAUCCUAGAAGAAACAAUACAGAAAAAAACUCCGAGAUCGUUGUGCCAGAGGCCGUCACCAAAGGACGUGGACAGGUUCCGCUUGACCUUCAACAUUGAUGAGCAGACGUCUAACAAUCUGUUCCAGUACAGAACCAAAUUCGUCCAGCACAUGCUGACGAGUCCUAUGUAUGCUAACAGCACUAUUGGAAAACCCUGGGAGACGAUUGGCAGUAUAUCAGAGAAGAUUAUAGAUGAACUUCUGUUGAACUGCGCCAAGGAAAUGGAGAUACGUAAUUUUGUCGAUGAAAUAUACAAAUUUGAGACUUCUUGAGAUUAUCUAAGUUUUGUAAUUGUUAUUGAAUUUUUAAAUGGGUAUUAAUUAAAUUUGGUUUUGGGAAAA